This is a messenger RNA of Schistosoma margrebowiei, 2415 nucleotides long. The record is from the annotation of a GenBank genome assembly. Lineage: Eukaryota; Metazoa; Platyhelminthes; Trematoda; Strigeidida; Schistosomatidae.
AUGUGUGCACUAAAUGCGAAUCCAAGUAAUGAUCCUUUAUCGGGGGAAAGAGUCAAAUUCCAUCGUUUGAUUGUUGACGAACCGAUAAAAGAUGAUAACUCAGUAGUUUAUUUAUCUCAAGCCAAGAUGGAUGCAAUGAAUCUGUUUCGUGGGGACACUGUUUUGGUCAAGGGUAAGAAACGUAAAGAAACGGUGUGUGUAGCCAUUGUGGACGAGAGUUGCCCAGACGACAAGAUUCGUUUAAAUCGUUGUAUUCGCAGUAAUCUACGAGUAAAACCAGGAGAUAUCGUCAGUUUAAAGAGUCUUCCUGACAUCCUCUAUGGGAAACGCAUCCACGUGCUGCCGAUUGACGAUACUAUUUUUGGUCUUACAGGAAAUUUAUAUGAAGCUUUUCUAAAACCAUACUUUUUGGCUGCCUACCGACCUGUACAUAAAGGCGACAUAUUUGUCGUACGUGGUGGGAUGCGAGCUGUUGAGUUCAAAGUAAUUGAAACAGACCCGUCACCUUAUUGCAUUGUUUCCCCCGACACUACUAUUCACACAGAAGGAGAUCCAGUUAAACGAGAGGAUGAGGAAGAAAAGCUGAAUGAAAUAGGUUAUGACGACAUAGGAGGUUGUCGUAAGCAGCUGGCUCAAAUAAAAGAAAUGGUUGAGUUACCUCUUCGUCACCCUCAGCUGUUCAAAGCUAUAGGUGUGAAACCUCCUCGCGGAAUACUCCUUUAUGGACCCCCUGGUACUGGAAAAACCUUAGUUGCUCGGGCAGUAGCCAAUGAAAGUGGAAGCUUUUUCUUUUUAAUCAAUGGGCCGGAGAUAAUGUCAAAAUUGGCCGGCGAGUCAGAAUCUAACCUACGCAAAGCGUUCGAAGAGGCAGAAAAAAAUGCACCAGCCAUUAUUUUUAUUGAUGAACUUGAUGCGAUCGCCCCUAAGAGGGAAAAAACCCAUGGUGAAGUAGAACGCCGCAUCGUUUCUCAAUUAUUAACAUUAAUGGAUGGUCUAAAACAACGGAGCCAUGUAAUUGUCAUGGCUGCUACGAAUCGUCCUAAUAGUGUUGACCCCGCAUUGAGACGCUUUGGUCGUUUUGAUCGCGAAAUAGAGAUAGGUAUUCCUGAUAGUAUUGGGAGACUGGAUAUUUUGCGGAUACACACCAGGAACAUCCGGCUGGCUGAAGAUGUUGAACUUGAGCAAAUAGCCAAUGAAGCUCAUGGUCACGUAGGAGCUGAUCUAGCUUCGUUGUGCUCAGAAGCUGCCCUCCAACACAUAAGAAAUAAGAUGAAUCUUAUUGACUUAGAAGACGACACAAUUGACGCUGAAGUAUUGAACUCGUUGGCCGUAACGAUGGAUGACUUUCGUUGGGCUUUAGGAAAGAGUAAUCCGUCCGCUCUUCGCGAGACCACAGUUGAGGUACCAAAUGUCACCUGGGAUGAUAUUGGUGGGUUAGAAAAUGUGAAACGAGAGCUCCAGGAACUGGUUCAGUAUCCCGUUGAACAUCCUGAUAAAUUCCUGAAAUUCGGUAUGACUCCUAGCAAAGGUGUCCUGUUUUAUGGUCCGCCAGGUUGUGGUAAAACGUUGUUGGCGAAGGCGAUUGCGAACGAAUGUAAAGCCAAUUUUAUCAGCAUCAAAGGACCCGAACUCCUUACUAUGUGGUUUGGUGAAUCUGAAGCAAACGUUCGGGAUAUUUUUGAUAAAGCUCGACAAGCGGCACCGUGUGUGCUUUUCUUUGAUGAACUGGAUUCGAUUGCCAAAGCUCGUGGAGGUAGUGUUGGUGAUGCUGGAGGUGCUGCUGAUCGUGUUAUUAACCAACUUCUAACCGAAAUGGAUGGUAUGUCUGCUAAAAAGAACGUUUUUAUCAUUGGUGCCACUAAUCGCCCAGAUAUUAUUGAUGGGGCCAUCUUGCGUCCUGGAAGACUCGACCAACUCAUUUACAUUCCACUGCCAGAUGAAGCCUCAAGAGCUAAUAUUCUGAAAGCUAAUUUAAGAAAAUCCCCAAUUGCAAAGGAUGUUGACAUUAAUUUCUUAGCAAAAGCUACUCAGGGAUUUUCGGGUGCUGACCUCACAGAAAUAUGUCAGCGUGCCUGUAAACAAGCAAUACGUGAGUCUAUCGAGGCGGAAAUACGUGCUGAAUCUGAAAAGAAAAACAAGCCUAAUGCUAUGGAAGAUGAUUUUGAUCCAGUACCAGAAAUAACUCGUCGUCACUUUGAAGAAGCAAUGCGCUUUGCAAGACGCUCAGUGACUGAAAAUGAUGUACGGAAAUAUGAAAUGUUCGCCCAAACAUUGCAACAGUCAAGAGGAAUAGGUAGUAAUUUCAGAUUCCCUGGAUCAGAUGGACCUGGAAUACCUACAGGUCACGGUACUCAGGGAGGAGGAGGAGGAUCAGCCUAUGGAUCUCAAAAUGACGCAGAAGAUUUAUACAACUAA